ACUACUACGGCUUGAAAUGUAACACAAAAUAUACACUAUUGAAGAGUGCACGUUCACAGCUGGAAUACCGCUGUUCACAACAAGGAUUGUGUUAUAUAAAAAUAAACGAAGGAGAAGAAGAGAAUGAAAAAAGAAAACAACUUUGCCAUGUCACUAGGAUUGCUUGCGGUGUUAUGUUUGAUUUCUACAGUUUCUGCGGUGGAAGAGACAGUGAUGGACACUCGAAUCGCCACGGCAGAGCUUGGCUGGACGGCGUACCCUGCGUCUGGGUGGGAAGAGGUGAGCGGGUAUGACGAAAACCUGAACACCAUCCGCACAUACCAGGUGUGCAAUGUUUUUGAAUCCAGCCAGAACAACUGGCUGCUGACCACCUUCAUUGACCGGCGGGCAGCCCAGCGCAUCUAUGUGGAGAUGCGUUUCACCGUCCGCGACUGCAGCAGCAUCCCCAACGUGCCAGGCUCCUGCAAAGAGACAUUCAACCUCUACUACUACGAGACAGACUCAGUCAUUGCCACCAAGGGCACGGCCUUCUGGACAGAAGCCCCGUACCAGAAAGUGGACACCAUCGCAGCUGAUGAGAGCUUCUCGCAGGUGGACUUCGGUGGACGGCUCAUGAAAGUCAAUACUGAGGUCCGCAGUUUCGGCCCACUCAACAAGAACGGUUUCUACCUGGCUUUCCAGGACUAUGGAGCCUGCAUGUCUCUGCUCUCCGUUCGUGUCUUCUAUAAGAAGUGCCCCAGCAUUGUGCAGAACUUCGCCAUGUUCCCGGAGACCAUGACAGGUGCUGAGAGCACUUCUCUGGUCAUUGCUCGUGGAAUCUGCAUCCCCAACUCCCAGGAAGUGGACGUGCCCAUCAAGCUGUACUGUAACGGGGAUGGCGAGUGGAUGGUACCCAUUGGUAGCUGCACUUGCAAGGCCGGCUAUGAGCCAGACAACGGGAAUGUGUGCAGAGCUUGCCCACCUGGGACAUUUAAAUCCAGCCAGGGUGCCGAUCUGUGCCUGCAGUGUCCUCACAACAGCAGAUCCAACACUGAAGCGGCUACAAUCUGUAUCUGCAGGAACGGCUACUAUCGGGGAGACUCGGACUUCCCCUAUGCACCCUGCACUGGCGUUCCCUCUGGCCCUCGGAACGUGAUUUCCAUCGUGAAUGAGACCUCCAUCAUCCUGGAGUGGCACCCUCCCCGUGAGGCCGGUGGCCGCGACGACGUCAUGUACAACAUCAUCUGCAAGAAGUGCAGCUCGGACCGCAAGACGUGCUCCCGCUGCGACGAGAACGUGGAGUUUGUGCCGCGCCAGCUGGGCCUCACCGAGACACGCGUCUACAUCAGCAGCCUCUGGGCGCACACCCUUUACACCUUCGAGAUCCAGGCCGUCAAUGGAGUCUCCAACAAGAGCCCCUACCCACCCCAGCACGUCUCUGUCAGCAUCACCACCAACCAGGCUGCUCCCUCCAUGGUUCCCAUCAUGCACCAGGUGAGUGCCACCAUGAAGGCCAUCACGUUGUCAUGGCCGCAGCCGGAGCAGCCCAAUGGAAUCAUCUUGGACUACGAGCUCCGAUACUACGAGAAGGACCACAACGAGUUCAAUUCUUCUAUGGUGAAGAGCCAAACCAACACCGCCCGCAUUGACGGGCUGAGGCCUGGCACUGUGUAUGUGGUGCAGGUCCGUGCCAGGACUGUUGCCGGCUUCGGCAAAUACAGUGGGAAAAUGUGCUUCCAGACCCUAACAGAUGAUGACUAUAAGUCGGAGCUCAGAGAGCAGCUGCCAUUGAUUGCUGGUUCAGCUGCGGCCGGUGUUGUAUUCAUUGUGUCUCUGGUUGCCAUUUCCAUUGUCUGCAGCAGGAAAAAAGUGUAUACCAAGGAAGCAGUGUACAGUGACAAACUGCAGCACUACAGUACUGGUCGAGGCUCUCCAGGGAUGAAAAUCUACAUUGACCCCUUCACCUACGAGGACCCCAAUGAGGCCGUUCGGGAGUUUGCCAAGGAGAUUGACGUCUCCUGCGUGAAGAUUGAAGAGGUCAUCGGAGCAGGGGAGUUUGGGGAAGUGUACAAGGGCCGUCUGAAACUGCCAGGGAAGAGAGAGAUUUACGUGGCCAUCAAGACUCUCAAAGCAGGAUACUCGGAGAAGCAGAGACGCGACUUCCUGAGCGAGGCCAGCAUCAUGGGCCAGUUCGACCACCCCAAUAUCAUCCGCCUGGAGGGCGUGGUCACCAAGAGCCGGCCAGUCAUGAUUAUCACAGAGUUCAUGGAGAAUGGUGCUCUCGACUCCUUCCUGCGACAAAAUGAUGGUCAGUUCACGGUUAUCCAGCUAGUGGGAAUGAUGCGCGGCAUUGCAGCCGGGAUGAAGUACCUCUCAGAAAUGAACUACGUGCACCGUGACCUGGCAGCUCGGAACAUCCUGGUCAACAGCAACCUGGUGUGUAAAGUGUCUGACUUCGGCCUCUCUCGAUACCUGCAGGAUGACACCUCCGACCCCACCUACACCAGCUCCCUGGGAGGGAAGAUCCCAGUUCGAUGGACGGCCCCCGAAGCCAUUGCGUACCGCAAGUUCACCUCGGCCAGUGACGUGUGGAGCUACGGGAUCGUCAUGUGGGAAGUGAUGUCGUUCGGAGAGAGGCCCUACUGGGAUAUGUCCAACCAGGAUGUGAUCAAUGCCAUCGAACAAGACUACCGCCUGCCCCCACCCAUGGAUUGCCCUGCCGCCCUGCACCAGCUCAUGCUAGACUGCUGGCAGAAGGACCGCAACACCCGACCACGAUUCACAGAUAUUGUCAACACCCUGGACAAGAUGAUCCGUAACCCCAUCAGCCUCAAAGCUGUGGCUACCAUCACCGCCGUGCCUUCUCAGCCCUUGUUGGAUCGCUCCAUCCCUGACUUCACCACUUUCACCUCAGUGGAAGAGUGGCUAGGAGCCAUCAAAAUGAACCAGUACCGAGACAACCUCCUGAGUGCCGGCUUCACCUCCCUCCAGCUCGUUGCACAGAUGACUUCAGAGGACCUUCUGCGGACAGGAGUGACUUUAGCUGGACACCAGAAGAAAAUCCUUAGCAGCAUCCAGUCUAUGAGGGUACAGAUGAGCCAGUCCCCCACCUCCAUGGCAUGACAGGAGAGUGCAUCCUGGGAUAGGUCUCAAAACAUUAGAAGGACCGCAGGGGGGACAGAAGACCUGACCGAAUAUUCCUGGGUGGAACCUAUCAUUUUAAUUUAAUUUCUGGUGCAUAGUCGGCCAAAAACAUUAAUUAUUUGGUGCCAUUUCAUUGAAGGAAAAUAGUAAAGACGCUUGUAUUUUGCUUGAGAAAAAUACAUACUUAAAAGAAAAAGAAAAAAACUAAAAUAAGAAUUUCUCUGAUAAGAAUUUCAGAGUAGUGGAUUUUAAUUUGUUUUCUUGGACUCAGACCCUAAUACUCAACUAGAUGGAAUCAAUAUUCGAUGGAAUACAAACGCUACUUUUUCAUUAAUGCUGUGACGUUUUCUGUAAGACUAUCCGCAGUAUCUUCUGAUAUCUACAGGGGGCGUCAUUGCCAAAGGACUGCUCUUAUGGCUGUACCCGGAUUGGAAAUCCAUUAAAUAAAUCUUCAUAUUGAAGGUGACGUGUAAUAAAUAUAUAUAUAUACUUUUUUUUUUUUCUGCUUGCAUUUUUGGCAAUGAUGUCUGUGCUACCUGGAUUGUAUCUGACACCCAUACUGGACUUUGACUGGCUGCUUGUAAGAAUAUGUGAAUGCCAGCGUAUGGAACCAGGAUUGUAACUAGAAGCAAAUCCUACUAAUGACAUUCUAAAUAAUUAUGACUUGACUGAUGCUGUAUAGACUACCCGCAAUGUAUAAGGUUUCAAUUACCCAGCUGACAUCAGCGGACAUUACAAGAAAAUUGCUAACAUGUGAACUGUGCUGCGGCACGCUGCUGAUCUACAGAAAGCAGUGGAGAUCUGUACUUCUUUUUUUUUUAAUCUAUUUUGUUUUGGAAGGCUUGGAAAUGUACAUUUUAAGGAUGGUCCCCACUUGGCUGCCUAAACAUCCUGGCACUUCACCACACUCACUGUAAUCAUAAGGCUUGGCUUUAACAAAGACAAAACGAAAUAUGUGGCUGACAAACAUCUCCAUCCGAGCACCAAAUGGAAAGAUAAGAAAAGUGAUUCCUGUUAUCGGAAUGGGGAGGGGCAAUCGCUGCCAUUUGAGUUGACAUCAUGCACUUAAACUCCACCUAUGUCUGGACAGCCAAUCAAACAGGACUGUGCCAGAUGUUCCCGGCAACUCACUGUACAUAGAAAAUGAGGGGACUGUAAAUUAAAUUUUGUUUGUUUUGUUGUAUAUUUCUGAUUUGUUAAGUGUGUUGAGUAUGUUGGAGUUUGUAAUUGUACCUUUCUGAAAAUAUUGUACUAAAA
Messenger RNA from Polyodon spathula (Mississippi paddlefish), 4380 nucleotides. RefSeq names its product ephrin type-B receptor 1-like. Lineage: Eukaryota; Metazoa; Chordata; Actinopteri; Acipenseriformes; Polyodontidae. The transcript is spliced from 18 exons. Bases 124 to 3102 code for a protein of 992 amino acids. Gene Ontology annotation, molecular function: protein binding; ATP binding; transmembrane-ephrin receptor activity. The record is from RefSeq and is a predicted model, not a curated record. Gene Ontology annotation, biological process: axon guidance; cell surface receptor protein tyrosine kinase signaling pathway; protein phosphorylation. Gene Ontology annotation, cellular component: neuron projection; plasma membrane.